AUGAUUGUGAUAGAUAAUGUAGGUUCGUCUGAAGCAGAACCUUCUCUCAGAGGACGCUGGCUUUGUCUCCUGCUUCUCCUGGUCCUCAUUUACGGUUCCCACGCUCCUCUCAUCUCCCUCACCAAAGUGGACGGCCGCGUUCCCUUCAGCCCGUCGUCAUGCGUGCUUCUGAUCGAGUUCAUCAAGCUCGCGCUUUCCUCCGUGGCUCUGUCGGCAUCCGGAAUCCCAUCGGGCCUCAAAAUAUCUGCGCGGACGGUGGCUCCCUACGCCGUUCCCGCGCUCCUCUACGCUUUCAACAACAACCUGGUGGUGUCCAUGCAAGCCCACAUGGAUCCCAGCUCCUUCCAAGUUCUCGGCAACCUCAAAAUCGCGUCCACCGCGCUCCUCUACGCGACCUGCCUGGGAAAGCGGCUGAGGUUGGGGCAGUGGCUCGCUCUGGGGAUGCUCGUGGCUGCUGGAGUUUGCCACAGCUACUCCGGAUUGGAUCGGGAAGGGUCGGACGCGUCUGCCGCCAGGCUCCGCGUCACUUCCUGGGGUCUGCUGCUGGUGCUCGUCUACUGUUUGGUCUCGGGAUUGGCCGCCGUUUACACCGAGCGGGUGCUGAAAGCCCAGCGUCUGCCUUUGAGUCUCCAGAACUUGUUCUUGUACGUCUUCGGCGUGGGAAUCAAUCUGGCGUCGCAUCUGUUUAGCGGCGGGCAGCAGGGGUUUUUCCAGGGUUUCUCCGCUCUGGUUUGGCUCAUUAUCGCGGGACAGGCUGCUAACGGGCUCCUCAUGUCCGUCAUCAUGAAACACGGGACGGGGAUCACGCGGCUGUUCGUCAUUUCCUCUUCUAUGCUGGUGAAUGGAGUGUUGUCGUGGGGGCUUCUGGGAAUACAGCUCACACCUUACUUCCUGUUUCCCGUGGUGCUGAUUGGAUGGGCCGUGUACCUGUAUUACAGGUAGAUCGGAUGCCACCGAAGAUGACUUUUCGGUCUCCUGUUGUUUGUUCUCUGCCUUUGUAAAGUGCGUCUUACUGUGAACGACCAUCAUCUCGUCAAGACUCGUGAAUGCCUGCUGAUUUAUUGUUUGUUUUUCACACGCAGUAUUUUAUUUACAGAAAUGAAUGUUGAGUGAAUGGUACAGCACACGUAUUUAAGGCAUAUUUAUGCAAAUAAAUAUAAUGGAUCGUUUUCA
Puntigrus tetrazona (Sumatra barb) is the source of this 1173-nucleotide messenger RNA. It is a transcript of the gene slc35a4, whose product is annotated as solute carrier family 35 member A4. The transcript has a single exon. Gene Ontology annotation, molecular function: pyrimidine nucleotide-sugar transmembrane transporter activity. NCBI's taxonomy places the organism in Eukaryota, Metazoa, Chordata, Actinopteri, Cypriniformes, Cyprinidae. Bases 1 to 942 code for a protein of 313 amino acids. The record is from RefSeq and is a predicted model, not a curated record. Gene Ontology annotation, biological process: pyrimidine nucleotide-sugar transmembrane transport. Gene Ontology annotation, cellular component: Golgi membrane.